This is a messenger RNA of Eufriesea mexicana, 2077 nucleotides long. RefSeq names its product piggyBac transposable element-derived protein 4-like. The record is from RefSeq and is a predicted model, not a curated record. NCBI's taxonomy places the organism in Eukaryota, Metazoa, Arthropoda, Insecta, Hymenoptera, Apidae. Bases 368 to 2077 code for a protein of 569 amino acids. The transcript has a single exon.
UACAGUUUUACAUCGAAUCUCGUCAUAAAGUAAAUCGGCCAAUUCGGAAUGUUGUAUUUUUAACAUACGCACAAACGUUCAUACUUCUUCUUUUAAUUAAUCCCUUCGCACGUAAUAUCGUACGAGACCUGUGAUAGGUCGAACGGGCCAAACAUGAGAAUCACGGGUGCGAGCCGUGGUACGUCGAUUGGGACACAGAUGAGAAUCACGGGUGAGUGCCGUGUCACGUCGAUCGGGCCAAACAUACGUAUCACGAAUCAGGCUCGUGGAUAAUUGUUGCCGUCUUUUAGUCUCACAGUGUUAUUCUUGGCCGUAUUCGCGCAUUGAAAUAUAUUUUCUUAAACAUAUUAGAAAGAUACUGCUAAUAAUGUCCUUAGAAAGGAAAUUUAGCGACGAUGAUGACAGUGAGAGUAGUUCUAGCAUUGCACAGAGUGAUUUCAUAGAUAUUUUUGAUAGUGACAGUGAAAGUAGUGAUAUUUUGUCACCUGUACGAAAACGUUGCAAACAACUGGUUAUCGAAGAUGAUAUCGACGAUGAUGUCUACAUCGAUGAUCAACAAUCAGAGCAUUGGAUUUGGAAAGAAGAAAGUAAUAAACCAAAAGUCUGGAAUUAUACGGAGACUCCUGGUAUAAAAGUGGCAAUAUUAAAUAAGUUAGGUGCAAACGAGAAAGAAUUGGACAUUUUUGAUAUAAUAUUUGAUAAUACGUUUUGGGAAAAUAUCGUAACGGAGACGAAUCGAUACGCGGAACAAAUAAUAAACAAUAAAAAUAGGAGACGAAAAAUAGACGAAACUUGGUUUCCCGUUGAUUCUGGCGAAAUAAAAAUAUAUUUCGCAUUAUGUAUAAUAAUGGCUCAAGUUAAGAAAGCAACAAUUCAAAUGAAUUGGUCGAAGAGGGCCGUUAUCGAAACGCCGAUAUUCAGAAAAACGAUGCCACUGAAAAGAUUUCUGCAAAUAACCAGAUGUUUGCAUUUUGCAAAUAACAACGCAAUCGACAAUACAGAUAAAUUACGUAAAAUAAAACCGGUGACGAAUUUUUUUAAUCAAAGAUUUAAGGAAGCAUAUACAAUGCAAGAAGACAUUACUAUCGAUGCAUCGCUAAUAAAAUAUAAAGGGCGCUUACCUCAUAAGCCAUAUCAUCCAUCGAAACGGGCGAGAUUCGGUAUUAAAUUUUAUAAAUUAUGCGAGUCAGCAUCUGGUUAUUGCUAUGACUUCAAAAUAUAUAUAGGCACUGAUAAAAGAAAUUCUAAUGAGAGUGCAUCUGAGAACGUUGUGAAAGAGCUGUUACAGUCAGUGUUACAUAAAGGACAUACUUUAUACUUGAACGAUUGGUAUUCUUCGCCAAAACUGUUUAUGACUUUGCUUAACAGUAAAACUAAUGCCGUUGGAACGGUACGUUCGAAUAGAGAGAAUAUGCCAAAAGAUUUUAUUAAAGGAAAAUUACAAAGGGGAGAAUGUAAAAUGAGGAGUUGCAAUAAAAUACUGGCAUUAAAAUGGUGCGAUAAACGAAACGUUUAUAUUAUUUCCACGAAACACGAAACAGCAGAAAUGACUGAAGAAGGCAAAAAUCAAUUCGAUCCUAUUUUGAAACCAAAAUCUGUCAUCGAGUAUAACAAAGGAAUGAUUGGCAUCGAUCGGCAAGACCAAAUGCUAGCGUGCUUCCCUGUUAUGAGGAAAUGUACGAAAGGAUACCGAAAAGUUUUUUUUUACGUGUUUGAUAUUGCACUGUUUAACUGCUAUAUUUUGUUCAACAAGUUAAAUACUGGAAAACAACAGAGUUACGCCGAAUAUAGAAUCGAAAAAGCCGAAUCGUUACUGAAAAAUAUCCCGUUACCGGAAUAUAAACGACGAGGACAAUUAUUGACCGAAGAUUUACCGCAGAGACUGCACGCGCAACACUGGGGUCAUUUUCCCAUGCAUAUAGGCCCAACACCAUCGAAAUCAAAUCCAUCGAGAGUCUGUAAAGUGUGUUCCAGACAUAAAAAGCGUAGCGAAACAACGUGGGAGUGCAAAAGAUGUAAAGUUGCGUUACAUGUACCGGUAUGCUUCGAAAGAUACCAUACGGUCGAAGAUUAUUAA